CUCACAGAAGAGGCGAUCACCAGGUAACAUUUUUCUCGAAGAAGAAAACCUCUGCAAUUUCUAAGUUAACUUUUACCACGCUUGUUUUUAUCGGGAGUUUGGAUUUGUGAUAUGAAAUCAAACCGGCGAAUGAUCUACGAAUUAGGUGGAAUUAAGUAAAACUGUAAAACUCAUCUGCAUAAUUCUUGGUCAUUUUACUGCACAACACUUCGAAUUAUGUCGCAAACACCACGGCUCGAAAUCGGAAACAGGAAGUUUAUGAAGAUGCUGCGGCACUAUCUUUACGCAGCUAGCAUUACAGACUCCGGUCACGCAGCGUUUUUACAGAUUCUUCGAACGUCGCCGGAAACAGACGACGAGUGGGAUUCACCGUUUCCAGUUUUCAACCAGCGACCAUCAUCGGCGCGAACAGCAGUCGCGGAUGACGGUGGUCCUGAUGGUAUCCGAAGAAUAAAUCUACUAAAAGAGUUUGACGAAGUUGCGGACUCUCCGGCCAGCACAAAUCAAAAGCAAAAGAAUGGAGCUGGCGCGGGGCCCGUCGUGUCCCCAGGUAAUGAUGACAACAAAGGCAGCCCGCAGCCAGGUGCGCAGAGCACGGGUGCAGCUGCGUCCAGCUCUACUGUAGGUGAUCAUGGUUGGCGCGACCAGACCCCCAGCCCCAGGAACAAGCGGCGGCCCGACAGCCCGCCCCCGCCCCCGGGGCGCCGGGACCGAUCUGAUAUUGGGACCACGACCAGCAACCGCUUCGCCCUAAGUCCUCCGAGUCCGGAGCACGGAGGUGCUGAUGCAGCGGAAGGUGUUGCUACGAGUCCCGGCGACGAUAAAACGGACGUGACUACGGCCCGACAGAUACCCAGGCCGAAGCAACUUUUUGGCGACGACAACGUGGAAGAACCUGAUGUCGGCGUCGAGACGAAAACUACAGAAGCAAAAUUAUUUCCGGAUGAAAUCAACACUGCACCAGCCACAGCUUCCGCCACCACCGUGAGCGGAGGGUCGAAAGGAAAGGGCAAACGUGUUCAAUUGAUGCGGAGCCUGUCCCCCGAAGACCGAAAAAAAACUGACAGGAAGAGCUACCGCAAGACGCCUGGGGAGAGAAAAGAAAAACGGAAGCAGGGUCGUAAGGGGAGGUCACCGGGCAAAGGAAACAAAACCACCAGCCCGGGUAGUUCUGGUUCUCGUGGCGCACCAUCUUCGGACGAUUCGCUAGCUUCUCCUUCCGUUGGCCCGAAGAGGUCACCAGAGGUUCAGAAGGCCAGCGAAGACGAAGCCAAUGUCGUGGACGUUUCUCGACGUCCGAUCUUUCCAGCAGAGAUUGAAGGAGACAAGACCGCGGGCAGCCAAGAUGCUGAAAAUACUGUUGAAGCUAGUCCUUCUAAUGAAGAUGUUAUCGCUGUGCCCUUUUGCGUCGGUAGUGUCGGCGGGCAAACAGGCACCGGAGCGGCGGCUGAGCGGUUUUUCUCUUUCACACUGCCCUUGACUCGGGCCCUAUGGAGCGAAAAAGGUCUGUCACAGUCUCUAACUUGCAGGUUUUGCAUCACAAAUUUUUUCAGCAUCGCAACUUUUCCUUAUAUUGCGGAAAUAGUAGGGAAAUAUGGUAUGAAGUUUGACUGUGAUGCAUUCAUUUUUUUACGCAUGACAGACAUUGCAAAAAUGCCCAUGAAUGAUCGUGACGAGCUUUUCUUCUUUUGAUACGCGCAGAUUGAAGCGCAGCUGGCGAUGCACGGCAUCAGAUACAUUGAGACGGUGCGUGACCUAUCAAUUGCAAAUAUGUCUGGGUCUCAAAGAAUGCAACUUGUGAUGCUAACGCGGGACAACUUCUCGAAAAAAAAUUGUAUUGCAAGAGCAGCAAGUAGAGGAGUGCGGUCUCUGCUCGCUGGACAGAGCAUUUACCAUGCGAGAUAGGAGGCUGCAUCAAAACGCUUUCAAAAAAUCUGUCAUGCUUUCGCAUACAGCACAGACACCAUCGGCCAUGCAAAAUGUGCAUGAUCGCAUUCAGGGGAAGUUCGGUGGUUUAUUAUCUGCUCCUCGGAGCGGGUAAAAUAAAUGUGGCGUAACUUGCUAUUUCCUGCGGAGAACAGCAAGGUGAAAAAUGUAAAUGUGCAUGACAAAUAAGAACUUGGAAAUCUUCCAGACCCGGAUCGAUAUUUGCAUUUUAUACCGCCAAGAACACCCGGACUAUUUUCACAAGUGUAAGUGGACAAACAGAAUCCGGGUGUUGCUGAACACCUACAAGUAUGCUCUGCAAAAGUAUCGUACUCGUAUAAAUGCAUGACAAAUUCCCUCAGCAUGAGAAAUAAAAUUUGUAAUGCGGAUCACCUUGAGAAAAAAAUCUGUAAUGCAUGACUGCAAUUACUACGAGUGCGAUACUUUUGCACAGGAUAACAAGCCGGUCCCGGGCGGAGAUAGUGGUGAAGAAUACUUGGUUCCUAUCACAAGGAAAAAUCCCCCCUCCCCAUAUCAAAAGGAAGUUUCUGAUGCUGGAUCUGCGUAUACAAAUCAGGUUUGUCUUGCAGUGGAGGAAAGCAGGCUCCUGCCAAGCCUGAGUAGAGAGCUAUUGGCCUAGGCGCUCAGCAUGAGAAACGUCUAUGCUGUAGGCCCAAGAGCAUCACAAGCCACCUGCAUAAUGCGGCAGAGCCUGUGGAGUUGUCUUCUUGCAAGACAGACGUGAUUUGUGGCCUCAAAUCAGCAAGACAAAUUUUCGGAAGCAUACCUUUUCGAUAUGGGGAGGGGGGAUUUUUCCUCUCAAUAGUUCCGAAAGACCUGCUGGAUAUGACCGACGAAGCUUUGGAAAAAGAAAUCACGGUGGAAACGCUGGCAAAACUCCGCGCGAUAUUCUGUGUAAAAACAUCCCCACCCCAGAGUUGUCAUGCAGAUCUGCAAGCACAAGAGCAUUUGUAAUGCGCAUCCCCAUGAUAGGCAUUUCCGAUCGUGUUUUGGAACUUGUAAUGCUCUAAACAGGAUAGGCACAUGGAUUUGUCAUGCGACUUCCCUGGCUAAACUGCACUACACUACAGCCUGCAGUUUGUCAUGUGGGGCUUCCAAAACUUCAAGGUUUGUGUUGCAAAAUCCCAAUCUUGACUCUGGGUUGGGGACGUUUUUCCUUAGGAUACGCGAAACACGAGAAUAUCACGGUGUUUAAAGUAGUAGAAUCUGACGAAAAUCCUAUCCCGGAACUCUCGGACUUCGGCGGCAAAAUCGACAUGGGAGUUAAAAAUGUUGCGCACCGCCGCCGAGAGUGGCCGUACCCGAUUCCGAAAAAGGCUGGCAAAGCGAUUGCAGACAUCGGGAACGAGUUUGUUACACGUCUGUUUCCUCACGAAGAGGGGGGUGCUCCGUGGCGUUGGAUGAACGUUUUCGAUUUGACGCUCGGUGAUGCAGAAACAGGUUUCCGUUUGACUGAAAAGGCACGAGCUAAACUACAACAAGACGUGGCCACGGUUGUUCACGAAUUUUGGGACUCGGGGGUACUCACCUUGCACCCAAGCGUCCGGGCGCAGUACCAUUCGGCGCCGAUGGUCGACGCCGACCUAUAUUGUAAGGAAAAAUCCCACCUCCCCAUAUCGAAAAGGUAUGUUUCCGAAAAUUUCUGUUGCUGAUUUGAGACCACAAAUCACGUCUGUCUUGCAAGAAGGCAAGUGUAGAGGCUUCCGCGCCAUUAUGGAAGCGCUUUGGCAUGCUGUUGCGCCUAGGGGGCAGCCGUUUGCAAUGCUAAGCAACUAGACCCAAACGCCCCUACCUAGGCCGAAGAUCUGGCUGCGCUGCCUUACUACAAGACAAAUCGGAUUUGUGUACGCAAAUCCAGCAUCAUAAAUUUCGUUUUGAUAUGGGGAGGGGGGAUUUUUCACUGCAAUAACCUAGUAGAGAAGAUCUACCGAGUCACCCCGGAGUUCGGAAAGGACGCUGGUGCGGCUUUUUCUGAAAAGCACAAAGUUGAGUUGCGCGUGCUUCGGGGUGGCACGGGAUAUCAAAAUUCUCGUUACUUCGAAAUUCGGAUUCAGUCGAAGGCGAAUUGGGUCGUUCUUUCCGAUAAAGAUGGUGCCGGCGGUACUGGCAGCAGCAGCAGCAGCGCCCCUGCUGAGAAGUCGAAAGCGAUUCCUAAGUACGCACUGGCUUUCCGGUUCCGCACCGGGUUUGACUCCGAGGGGCCGUUCAUUUACAUGGAGGACGUGUAUUUUGCGGCCAAUCACGUCGUCAAGAAGGACGCUGCGCAGGCCUACCUGUUUCCCUACCAUUACGCACUGGUGGAAGAAGAUUUCCGUCCUCUGCGUCACAGAAAAGGCGUGUCGCUGGUGGAGAGCGAUGGAACGGUGUUUACUGCCGGAUCUUUCUUUGGGAAGCCGGGGUAUCAAAUGCAAAAAUGUCUGGGUCUGGAAGAUUGCGAGACUUGGUGUCAUGCUAGUCUAGCAUGACUCUGCACUCUGUAUUGCGUGGCCACCAACAGGUCGUCUUGCCUGUCAUGCAAAAGCGCAGUCUCUCAUGCGAAAUACGCAUCACAGAAUUACGAAAAAACUUGUCAUGCUUGGCGGCGCUGUUCUGGUCUUGCGGCCCUGUUCUGGAUCGGGUUGGGACCCCGUGCGGCUGAAGGCUAUCCAGAACCUUCUGCCUCUGCGCCUUUGUGUUUAUUUUCUAGCUACUAAUAUUCGUAUGACUUUUCGUUCGUGCAACUUCAUGAGUAAUUACGUCACAUGAUGAUACGUUCGUAACCUUCUGCAUUGCUCCUCCCUCGAGGUGCAUAGCAAGGUAAAUCCUUCUUCAACUCAUAACUCUGACAAACAUGUUUUUUCUCGUUUUCUAUAUUUUUCUACAUGUUUAUGCUAACGGAAAUAAGAUACUACUAGUACUAUCGGCUUUCGUGCCACCGGGACGUCCUGCCCGUAGACCACCAAUGUCAUGCUUGGCGGCGCAUUACAGAGCACUUUAUUGUCCACGGACUUGCGUCACAAGUUUCCAGACCCAGACAUUUUUGCAGUUGAUACGGGGACAAACUUAUUUGUGGGGUCGUUCAGUAUGAUAUCGAUUGGAAAUCAAAGAACAUGAUGUUGUACUUCAUCGAUGUGUACUAGCUCACGGUAACUUCCUUUUGUUCUCGACGGAGGGCAAAAAGCUGUAUCUGCAUCCAUAUGAAAAAUUCUAGCUGAUCUGUUCAAAUCAGCUGAAAAGCGCGAGGUGCUCACGCUCCUAUCAGUUUUUUUGCAUAAGCAGAGGAGACGGAACUCAGCCUGUACAUAGGCCAAGUCUAUCAGCAGGGCAAAACGAUAUUUUUUCACAUCGUGAGUUGCAAAGUACUUAAAAAGAAAAACAGACGAGACUAGGAUCAAUAUUACCAGAUUUUUCAUCGCACUUGGAUGAAGGUUCUUUGCAAUGUGGAUAGGCGGAGCAAUUGCAGACUCUGCAAGACAAGCAGCACGCGGGUUGGAAAAUUCAGGACGUUAUCAAGCUGGGAGAUGAUAUUCAUCCAUUUCGAACCAAAUCGGAGAAACCCCUGAUGGACUAUCCGCCGGGGUUUGUGCAGGUCGAUGUGACAACACUGGGUCAUUCUCUUAAGCUAUCCUGAGUAAAAACGUACCCACACCAGAGUUGUCAUGCAGAUUUGCAAUGACAGGAACAUUUGUAAUGCGCAUCGCCAGGAGAGGCAUUUCCAAUCGUGUUUUGGAAUUUGUGUUGCUGUGAACAGGAUGAGCCGAUGAAUCUGUGAUGCGGCUGCACUUGCUAACCUGCACUACACUGCAGAGUGCAACUUGUCAUGCGUGACUCACAAAGCUCCUAGGUUUGUGUUGCAAAAUCCCCAUCCUGACUCUGGUGUGGGUACGUUUUUACUCAGGAUAUAAGCACGUCUAUUUCAAAACCGGAUCACCGGCGGAUGAGAGCUAUUCUGUAUGAAUCAGUUGAAGAGAACGAAUAGACUCAACAUUCUCUUUGGCACAAGUUUUGAAAGGGAAUUUAUUUACACAUUCAAUGAGUUGCUCAUUGAUCAGGCGCAGUCUGUGACAGAGAGAGCUGCGCACCCCCCGAACUACUACGCUGAUAUAUUUUAUCUACAGUCUUGAGCUUGACCCCGCAGUUGGGUACAUCAUCAUCGUCAUCAAUUUAUUCAACUUUUUUGGUUUUCCGUUUCCUUGUUAGGCUUCAGUAUGCAAGACCGGGAUUUAUGCAUCAUAGUAAAGACUCAACUUUUUUUGGUUUCCGUUUCCUUGUUAGGUUUUCAGUAUGCACGACAGGGAUUUUUUGUAUCGGUUCCACUGUCAACAUCUAUCGUGUAGGCGUUGAUGAACAAUUAUACGGGCGGCAGUAGUCGUCCGUGAAACGAAAGAACUUCCAGAAAAUAAGCGUGAAAUAAAAUCCACAUAUAAAAAGUACAACAUUUCGCACUCUUACACUUCCUGAUCAAGCACCCGAAGAUGAACAUGGCACUUGCAGGAGUUCGUUGUACCGCUGGUCGAUAUAAUUCCAGAACAAUUUUGUAACUGCUAACACGGGGUAAAAUAUCGCAAGACGAGCAGCACCUGUAGAUCUGGGGUCGGAUCGAGAGAACGAGCAAGGACGCAUCAGAUAAAGCGUUGAAAAUAAAUCUUGAGCGGCCACUACUUGUACUAGAGGGCCUCAAGAACAAC
Molecule: messenger RNA, 6614 nt
Organism: Amoebophrya sp. A120
Lineage: Eukaryota; Dinophyceae; Syndiniales; Amoebophryaceae
Source: the annotation of a GenBank genome assembly